Molecule: messenger RNA, 2286 nt
Organism: Marasmius oreades (fairy-ring Marasmius)
Lineage: Eukaryota; Fungi; Basidiomycota; Agaricomycetes; Agaricales; Marasmiaceae
Exons: 14
Coding region: 411-2195 (594 amino acids)
Source: RefSeq, a predicted model, not a curated record
GCAACGUUCAUCCGCUAGCUGACGCGUAAGUUUCUUACAUACCUCAUGCGAUUUUAUUUGUUUUGCUCAGACUAGCUUUUCCAGUUUCAAUCCGCCGGCCUUUCCGGGAGAUUUAAAUUAGAUCGGAACCAUGUUGACCGAGCCUGGUUCAAUAUUCAAUAUUGAUUGUUCACAAAUGAGUCGGACUCAUGGGAGCCCUGAACGAUUCACUUUUCGACACCGAUAUCUCCCCCGAGUCGAGCAGUGUCGGGACGCUGAACGGUGAACUUGUCGGGAAAUGAUGUACUCGUUGGCAGUUGAAACCCGCCGCAUUCAAUGGGAAGCGCCUUCGUCCCCUUACUCACGCACUACCAUAACUAUCGUUCCCGCUCGCCCACUAUCUUGAGUUCAAUCUGUGACUCCAUCCUCCAAUGUCGGAUGAUCAUCGUCCCACAAUGAACGUUCUUGCCGGUGCAUCCAGAGUCAAGAUUGGCAGAGCCAACUUCUCGACAGUUGGAAGGGAUCAGUACAAUGACUGCACGGUACAUCAGACUAUCAUUCAAACACAAUACAAGAAGAGGAAGAUUGGCAGGUACCUACCAGAACUAUCCGAGUUCACCGAAAUCAAGCGGGGCGACAUCUACAAGAGUAAGGACGUCUGCUACUCCUGGAGGUUGCGCUCGAAUGGGAAAGACGACACGGAGGCGGCUGUCUUUCAUGCAGAGAUUAAUAUCAUCGGAUCCUUCGGACAGAAAAAGUUCACUGUGAAGACCUAUCGCGGACAAAAUGCGAUAAAGGAAUGGAGACGGGAUUUUUUGCGAUGUUCUCAGGAUUGGCGCGGCGACAUCCCUCUUUUUGGUUACAACCAGUCGUCGGUUCCGUCGUUGAUAUUUUGUGGAGAGCUCGUACCUGUUGCACACGUUGAAGGUGGACUGAGGCAUGUGGGAUUAUAUUACAUUGAAUUACUGAGAUUCAGCUUGGGAUGUUCCAGAAAUGAGCUAUGGAUGGAUCCUUCGCAAGGAAAAUUCUGUCGUGGACCAAUUGGGCCUCAAUGUCACGAAUGGAGAGAUGAUGACUUUGAUAUCACAGUUCCUUCCGACCUUGAUUUUCUCAAAGAAGACGUGGUUAUUCGAUACUUCUCUAGCAUACAAGACGACCGGCGGUUUCUCGGUGCACUCACUAAUAGCUGUCAUGCUGAAAGACCGGAAAAUAUUCCCGCAGCCGAUUAUACACAAGUCAUUUCAGGCUUGACAAACUCGAUUAUAGCUCUUAGCCAGAAUGCACGAUGGUGGAGUUGGAAAGACUGUCUUGGCAACAGGGAAGUAAUGCCAGACGGAGCGACGAGAUUCUGUCUCCGAGAUGAUCGAAGUAAGAUAGAGGUGGACUCUGUCAACGAACGAUACCCAUGGCUUUCGCAAGCGUUGAGUGUUUUUCACGCUCACAACAUCCCAUUGGACGAAGAUUUAUCCAGCUACAAGCUCGUCUACUCUUAUUUCAGGCUCACAGGUGCAUUUCAGAAGUCCAAAAACAAACGUCAACGACGGUGCCUAUGUCCAACCAUUUACUUGUUUUUCCGUCCUUCCCCUUAUCCCCUCUAUCAUUGGUCUUUCGACCCAACCGGCCAAACCCCAUUCUCGCCAGACAUGUGCAAGUACCUCGGUCUUCCCUUCAAGCUCACCCUACAGGUGACUCACUGCCAAAAGUCCUGGCCAACCAAAAUCUACAAAGCCGUGCAUGCUCACCAGAUCGCAAGGGGAUUCGACCCUAAUACUACGGAUUUUGCACGAUAUCUGGGAUGGCCCAGGAUCUUCGAAAUUGUGCCUGUUGACAACCGCAUUCAAGGGAUCGUCAACUCGGAACAGCAAGAAAUUCCCGCACAAUCCGAAGGUUUGCCGUUGCCAGCUGUUAACGGCAUGCAGGAUGGCUCGGAACGUGUUCCCGAGUUAAAUGUAUCCUGCGAUGGUCAGGUGCAAGUUCAAGAUCCCGACGAACCAGACGAGCCAGAUGGUUCAUUUACGCUCGACCUGUUGUUUUAUGAGAUUCAAGACCAAGGAUACCAGGACGUGCACGACCCGCGAAGUGGUGUGAAUACGGCAUCUACUCGAACAGCUGUAGGCACAACUCGGAAGCGUUCACAGCUGUACGGAUUUUUCACCCCAUUCAUUCGAGGGGUUAGAUCUCUAAGCUGUAGCAAUCCGGAUUGCUCAGUUACCUAGUUCUGUCAAGCGGUUUGGAAUGAAAUAUGUAUAAUAUGUUCUAUGAUACCCAUCAAUUGAUUAUAAGUUAACCAGGUGUUCAAAAUCUAAC